This is a messenger RNA of Pochonia chlamydosporia 170, 1734 nucleotides long. Its product is annotated as sugar transporter. The record is from RefSeq and is a predicted model, not a curated record. Gene Ontology annotation, molecular function: carbohydrate:proton symporter activity. Gene Ontology annotation, cellular component: membrane. Bases 1 to 1734 code for a protein of 577 amino acids. Gene Ontology annotation, biological process: transmembrane transport; carbohydrate transport. NCBI's taxonomy places the organism in Eukaryota, Fungi, Ascomycota, Sordariomycetes, Hypocreales, Clavicipitaceae. The transcript has 8 exons.
AUGGGUGCUCCAGCAGGCGAUCACGCCGCCGUUUACGAUGCGGCCCUGAAGCGCCGUCAGGCCCUCAUGGGAGAUAGCGGGUUUCGUGCCCUGCUAAAGAACUUCAGGGUCUUUUCCAUUGCUGCUUUCGCAUGUAUCGGUGGGGUUCUCUACGGAUACAACCAAGGAAUGUUUUCUGGCGUGCUCGCCAUGAACUCCUUCAAGGAGCAUAUGGGUGAAUACGAUCCAUUUGAUCCAAAUGCAAGCCAGACGAAGAAAGGAUGGCUCACGGCUAUUCUGGAGCUCGGCGCCUGGAUGGGGACCCUUCUCUCCUCGUUCAUGGCGGAGACUCUUUCCCGGAAGUAUGGCAUCUUGGUUGCCUGCUGUGUCUUUAUUAUUGGUGUAGUCGUUCAGGCAACCUCCAUCCAGGCGGGACCGUCAGCAAUUCUGGGAGGCCGAUUUAUCACUGGUAUGGGAGUCGGUAGUCUUGCCAUGAUCGUGCCUAUCUAUAAUUCAGAAGUGGCUCCUCCUGAGGUGCGAGGCUCUCUUGUUGCCCUUCAACAGCUGGCUAUCUGCUUCGGCAUUAUGCUUAGUUUCUGGAUUGACUAUGGUACAAACUAUAUUGGUGGUACCGCACGCGGUGAGCAAUCCGAAGCUGCUUGGUUGGUCCCGAUCUGUCUGCAGAUUGCGCCUUGUCUGGUCCUCCUCGUCGGAAUGGCGUUUAUGCCUUUCUCGCCGCGUUGGCUGGUUCACAAUGACCGUGAAGAGGAAGCUCGGCGCAAUCUCUCCAUGCUCCGAGGCCUGCCUGAGCACCAUGAACUCAUUGAGCUGGAGUUCCUGGAGAUCAAAGCGCAAUCUCUCUUUGAGAGGCGGACGGCCGCAGAGAUGUUUCCACAUCUUCAAGAGCGUACGGCUUGGAAUAUUUUCAAGCUCCAAUUCGUUGCGAUCAAGUCGUGCUUUACAAGCAGGGCUAUGCUUAAGCGGUCUGCGGUUGCAGGCAUCACAAUGUUCUUCCAACAGUGGACUGGUAUCAAUGCCGUUCUUUACUACGCACCUACCAUUUUCUCGUCGCUUGGCCAGACAAGCAACACUGUCAACCUGCUUUCAACUGGUGUUGUGGGCAUAGUCAUGUUUAUCGCUACACUACCGGCAGUCUUCUGGGUUGACAAGGUCGGACGCAAGCCCAUCUUGGUCGCUGGGGCUAUUGGUAUGUCACUCUGCCAUUUCGUCAUCGCCGGCAUCGUUGCCACAAACAUGCAUGACUGGGCAGCUGGGCAAGCGGCAGGGUGGGCAGCCUGCGCAAUGGUCUGGUUGUUCGUGGUCCAUUUCGGCUACAGCUGGGGGCCCUGUGCUUGGAUUGUUAUCGCGGAAAUCUGGCCACUGAGCUCUCGUCCCUACGGAACUGCGAUUGGUGCAUCUAGCAACUGGAUGAACAACUUCAUAAUCGGCCAGGUUACUCCGGACAUGCUCCAGGGCAUUACAUAUGGCACCUAUAUCCUCUUUGGCAUGCUGACCUUUACGGGAGCUGGCUUCGUCUGGUUCUUCGUGCCUGAGACUAAGCGUCUGACUCUUGAAGAAAUGGAUAUCGUUUUCGGAAGCGAAGGCGUCGCCAAUGCGGACUUUGAGCGCAUGGAGGAGAUCAACAAUGAAAUUGGCUUGACAAGAAUGGUGCUUGACAAUCCAGUGACCAAUGUCAGCAUGGAGCAGGAAAAAUUGCCCCAACCUACCGCGAAAUCUGCAGCCAUGACCGAGUAA